This is a messenger RNA of Mercenaria mercenaria, 2160 nucleotides long. RefSeq names its product outer dynein arm-docking complex subunit 4-like. The transcript is spliced from 17 exons. Gene Ontology annotation, molecular function: protein binding. NCBI's taxonomy places the organism in Eukaryota, Metazoa, Mollusca, Bivalvia, Venerida, Veneridae. The coding region runs from base 85 to 2145 and encodes 686 amino acids. Gene Ontology annotation, cellular component: cytoplasm. The record is from RefSeq and is a predicted model, not a curated record.
AACGGCAUCGCCACCUAGCGGUAGUUUAACUUGGAAACGAAAUCACUGUAAUUGCCAAUUAACUCAACAAAAAUCCUGUAAACGAUGCCACGCGGAAGAGGGGGCGAAAAUGGUUCUGAGAACCAAGAAGGGGUAGUGUCUUUCGAAACAUUGCGCGAUGAGGGAAACCAUUUCGUGCACGUUCAACAAUACCACAAGGCGGUAGAAAGUUUCACAAAGGCCCUAGAAUUAAAGCCAGAUGACUGCCAGUGUCUGGUCAUUAGAUCCAAGUGUCAUCUCCAGCUUGGCAAUGCUGAGGCCUCUCUUGCAGAUGCAGAAUUAGCUUUAGAGCAGGAGAGUGAGCAGCCUCUUGUUAAGGGAUUGUACCAAAAAGCAGAAGCCUUAUAUCAGAAAGGUGAUUUUGAGACAGCCCUUAUAUUCUACCACAGAGGAAACAAACUGAGACCGGAGUUACAAGAGUUCAGACUGGGAAUACAGAAAUCACAGGAGGCCAUUAAUAACAGUAUUGGAAGUCCAGACUCAGUGAAAUUAGAGGCCAACAGAGGAGACAUGUCAUAUUUCUACAAACAAGAGGAGGAGCAGAAAGCAAAGGAUUUAGAAAAGUUACAAAGAAAACAAGCAGAAAAAGAGGCAAAAAAGCAACAGAAAGGAUCUUACCAGAAGCCAACAGCAAAGAAAGAAGAAAGAAAGGAACGAGAUGCUCCCAAAGGAAGUGGCGAUGCUAAAACUGUGAAGCAAUUACUGGGGGAUUUGUUUUGUGAUAAAGAAUAUCUGGAAAAACUGCUCAAAGAUCAAAGUUUGACUGGGAAUACCAAGAGAAAUGACAUGAGCAGAGAUAUUAAAGACAAAGUUUGUGAUGGUCUGGAGUAUUUGCAUAAUCGUGCCGAAUUCUGGCGGCAACAGAAACCGAUGUACGCACGUAAACGUGACAAGGACAGGCAACGUGAGGAAUGGAACAAAUCACGUCGUAGCGGACGGGGAAAUAUGGAAAAGGUACUUAGGAAUCUCGAAGAAAUUGAUGAAGCCCAGACUCAGGGUAAACACCAGGAGAGUUUAGAAAAAGCCAAAAACACACUAACAAUUGUACAGAAUGCUUCUGAUGAUGAGAUCCAGAAUAAACCAGAACUAAUGGCUAGUCUCUACAGCAGUAUAGGAAAUUGUUAUCUCGAAUUAAACAAACUCAACCAGGCCAUGGAUUAUCAUAACAGAGAUUUAGAUAUUGCUAGGGAAUAUAAUUUAGAAGAUGCCAAAUCUAGAGCCUUGGACAAUUUAGGAAGAGUUCAUGCCAGAAAAGGAGAAUAUGAAAAAGCCAUAGAAGUAUGGCAAGAAAAGAUACCCUCAAGUAAAUCUCCAUUAGAAAGUACUUGGUUAUAUCAUGAAAUUGGUCGGUGCUAUUUAGAAAUAGGAAAAUACUCUGAAGCACGAGAUUAUGGAGAGAAGUCAUUAAUGGCCGCACGUGAAGCAGAUGAUGGUGGCUGGCAGCUCCAUGCAAGUGUUCUGUGUGCUCAGUCUGAAGUGAAACUUUGUGACUACCAGUCUGCAGCAGAUUCUUUUGAAAAAGCGCUGGAGUUGGCACGGCAACAAAAAGAUGAGGCUGCUGAACAAGCUAUAAACAAAGCUCUAGAUGAAGUCAAUGAGAAAAUUGUAAGAGGAGUGAAGGAAGGAGAUGGUGAUGAAGAUGAAAAAUAUGAUGAUGAUUUUGAGACGGAUAAAGAACAAGCAGGAAAAAGAAAAGAACCAUCGCCGCCGCCUAAACAACCGACACCGCCACCUAAAGAACCAACGCCGGAGCCUCCUCGGACAAAAUCUGUCUCUAUAAAAGAAGAAGUUGAAGAAGCACAGCAGGAGGAUCAGGUGGAGGAAGAACCACAACAACAACAACAACAACAGCAAGAUACAGUUCCAGCUAGUUCACCUGAACCUCAAAUUGAGGUAGAACAACAGGUUGAACAACAGGAAACCAGUCAACAACAACAACAACAACAACAACAGGAAGUUCCUGAACAAGAACCAACAACUAUAGAUGAAGGUGAAAGUGCCAGAAACAAAACAUCUCCUGAACCAACAAACACUGACAAAGAACAGACAGACAAAGAACAAACAGAUAAAGAACAAACAGAUGAUGAUGGUAAGCACUGGUUCUGAAAAUAAUAAGAAAAA